Blastocystis hominis is the source of this 284-nucleotide messenger RNA. RefSeq lists its product as hypothetical. NCBI's taxonomy places the organism in Eukaryota, Bigyra, Opalinata, Blastocystidae. Bases 41 to 256 code for a protein of 71 amino acids. The transcript has 3 exons. The record is from RefSeq and is a predicted model, not a curated record.
CUAUAAAGAAGAGGCGUUUAAGAGAGUUAACUUGGUAACCAUGUAUGACAAUGCUCGCCAGAAAAUUACAUUAACGAUCAUCAUCUUUCUGAUGCUCAUUUCCUGUUUUGCUGGAGACACUUGGAUGAUCUGGGCUACUUUCUGCAUUAUUGCGUUGUUGUUGCAUGUUUGCGAUCUGAUGUUUAUGGAUGAGAAUAGCUUCCAUUAUGAGCCAUACUAUGAUAACAAUGCUCGUUUUACUGAACCACAUUAUUAAUGCGCUUCUGAUAUUCUGUGUUAAAUCU